Molecule: messenger RNA, 1366 nt
Organism: Polyodon spathula (Mississippi paddlefish)
Lineage: Eukaryota; Metazoa; Chordata; Actinopteri; Acipenseriformes; Polyodontidae
Gene: mphosph6
Product: M-phase phosphoprotein 6
Exons: 5
Coding region: 211-642 (143 amino acids)
Biological process (GO): maturation of 5.8S rRNA
Source: RefSeq, a predicted model, not a curated record
UCUCCCAGCGCUUUCACAUUUGGCUGUGUCUGACAUGCCUGUGGUAGUGUUUAGUACGGAUUAGGAGUUUUCUUGACUGCUAAUUUAACGCAAGUUUCUUUUACAGCGUUGUUUCAGUAAUUAGCCGAAUAUGGCAAGUGACGGCACCGCGAAGCUCUCCAAAAACUUAUUACGGAUGAAGUGAUGUUGUUUGCUUGGUUGAACUAGUUUAUGCAGCGUGGGCUGGAUGCAGAGACGAGAAAGCAGUUGGAAGAAGACGAGAAGAGGAUAAUCAGUGAUGAACACUGGUACCUGGAUUUACCAGAGCUCAAGGAGAAAGAGAAUUUCAUUAUAGAGGAGAGGAGUUUCCUUCCAUGUGAAGACUUGCUAUAUGGCAGGAUGUCAUUCAAGGGUUUUAAUCCUGAAGUUGAGAAACUCAUGACCCUGAUGAAUUCCCAGAAUAGGACUGAGGAUGUUGAGGAAGAGGAGCAAAAUAAAACAGGAGUGGAUGUUUCAGACGAAGAGAUGGCAAGGAGAUAUGAGAGCUUGGUGGGGAGCAUCAAAAGGAAGUUUACUAAAAAGCGGAACCGCUCAGCAAUUCAAGAAGAGGACAAUGUUAGGAGUCCCAAAAUCAAGAAAGCGUUCUUAAAACCACAAGACUAGAAAAGAAAAGGGAGUUAAAGAGGAUACGUUAAAAAGGACAAUUGACUGGCAAUUGAGUGUCAAAGGAGGGAGAAAAUGAGUUUUUAUAUAUUGGUGUUGUGUGUUCCUGAUGACCCAGAGUUCAUGAUGAUUGAAUUGUUAGCUUUUUUUAAACAUUUUUUAAAUUUAAAAGGGGUGUUUACACAUCCUUCUUUUUUUAGCCACUAUAUAGAAUAUCAGCUCAUGAAUGGAAAAAUGUUGUCUUUACCAAAAUAUAUCCAAUAUAGGUUUUGAUUUUGCCAACAUUAAUAAUUGAGAACUUUAUUAACGUUCUUUGUACUCGCUCUGUUCAGCAUUGGCUGCAGUUCCUUCACUUUCUCAAGAGAUCUAAACAGAUAUCAAGUUGCUUUGUACUUGGUAUUCAACUACAUGUGUGUUGCAAGAAAAAGCUCUGAAUUAAGGUAAUAUUUUUUGACCUUCACUUGCUUAUAGUUUGACGUUAAUUUGUUUAAAUAAGUAUACAUUUUUCUAAUCUUGCCUUAUGAAAAAUCCAAUCAGUGCUGUCAAGUUUUCAUCCAACACAUUGAAUCAGUACACUGCAUUGGUAUUGAUCAGUGGUAUCGAAACCAGUGGAAAUCUGGUCUGUUCAUCCUGUGAUUGAAUUGUUGUAUGAAAGUAGUUCAGUGUAUGUAUGAAGAAACAGAUUAAAAAAUAAAUACAUGUUGCACGUAGGAACAGUUCAGAA